GGCCUCCACUGGGGUCUCUCCCUUGAGUCUCCAACUACACUUGAUGUUAAUACCUCACAGUAAACUUAUCCUUGGUUUUUAAUUCCCCUGGAAGUACCUAGGGAUGGCGGUGUACAAGGUCUAGAGCUCCUGAGACCUUCCCAAGUACGGAGCUGGGCCUAUGCUACUGCGGGCGCUGGCUGCUUCGGCGCGUCUAUGUGCGGUAGUGUCCCAAUCCUCCUCCCCUCCUCCUUCGGCAUCUGCUCUGCAUUAGUCUGUCCCAGGCCUCCGCAGGCGCCGAUGAUUGAAUCAUCAUCAUUAACCAGGGUCUGCCCCCCGCCCUCCACAAGCCCCGGCGGCAGGGGAGGAUGGGGGGGGCGAAUAAGAUCACUACACCAAGUCCCUGGGGGUCCCUCCCCCCCACCCGCCACCCUCUCCGAGACUCCGCAAAGCCCGGAGAAACUCCCGCCGUGGAGCCGGGAGGAGGCCUGCCAUCCGGAUGAAGCUCCGUAACGCGGACGCGUCAGCCGACGAGAGCGACAUUACGAGGAAAGGACCCGGGAGGGGCUUCUUUAGCGGGGUCGUGGUCACAGGAGAUCGACGACCCUGAGCAGCGGCGGGCGGAGACCGCUGGGCCCUUUGGGGUAGAAGGGAGCAGUCUUUUGCAGGCUCCAAAAGUUAGUCCCGCGGUUGGGUAGGGUCUAUCGUGAUGAUUACUACAAGAGGUCAAUGAGAUAGGACCCCCGCCUCACAACCCCCCCUCCCUAAUUACGGAUUGAGGAGGGGGAGGGGCCAGUGGGGCUCAGGUGAGCACACGGGGAGAAAGGGACAUGGGCGGGGCCUUACAGAGGGUCAGCGAAUCCGAAAAGACCUAAGCCCUCGUUGCUGGGCGACAAGUCCCGCCCCGCAGGCGGCACCGGAAGUGGCCGGCCGGGAUCAGCCUUUAAGAUGGCGUCUCCUCAGGGGGGCCAGAUUGCGAUCGCGAUGAGGCUUCGGAACCAGCUCCAGUCAGUGUACAAGAUGGACCCACUACGGAACGAGGAGGAGGUCCGAGUAAAGAUCAAAGACCUGAAUGAGCACAUCGUCUGCUGCCUGUGCGCUGGCUACUUCGUGGAUGCUACCACCAUCACAGAGUGUCUUCAUACUUUCUGCAAGAGUUGUAUUGUGAAGUACCUCCAAACCAGUAAGUACUGCCCCAUGUGCAACAUCAAGAUCCACGAGACACAGCCACUGCUCAACCUCAAACUGGACCGGGUCAUGCAGGACAUCGUGUACAAGCUAGUGCCUGGCUUACAAGACAGUGAAGAGAAACGGAUUCGAGAAUUCUACCAGUCCCGAGGCUUGGACCGGGUUACCCAACCCAGUGGGGAAGAGCCAGCCCUGAGCAACCUCGGCCUCCCUUUCAGCAGCUUCGACCACUCGAAAGCCCACUACUAUCGCUAUGAUGAGCAGCUGAGCCUGUGCCUGGAACGGCUGAGUUCUGGCAAAGACAAGAAUAAAAGCAUCCUGCAGAACAAAUAUGUCCGAUGUUCUGUUAGAGCUGAAGUUCGUCACCUCCGGAGGGUCCUGUGUCACCGCUUAAUGCUAAAUCCCCAGCAUGUACAGCUCCUUUUCGACAAUGAAGUUCUCCCAGAUCACAUGACCAUGAAGCAGAUAUGGCUCUCCCGCUGGUUCGGCAAGCCAUCCCCUUUGCUUUUACAAUACAGUGUGAAAGAGAAGAGGAGGUAGGGGCCAAGCCCCCGCCACAUCCCUGUCCCCUUCCCUCCCCAGAUAUUUAUGUGAAAUUAACUGCGGCUUUAUUUUUUGAAAUAAAAACUUU
Odobenus rosmarus divergens (Pacific walrus) is the source of this 1798-nucleotide messenger RNA. It is a transcript of the gene PCGF1, whose product is annotated as polycomb group ring finger 1. The record is from RefSeq and is a predicted model, not a curated record. Gene Ontology annotation, molecular function: promoter-specific chromatin binding. Bases 928 to 1707 code for a protein of 259 amino acids. Gene Ontology annotation, biological process: negative regulation of transcription by RNA polymerase II. Lineage: Eukaryota; Metazoa; Chordata; Mammalia; Carnivora; Odobenidae. Gene Ontology annotation, cellular component: PRC1 complex. The transcript is spliced from 9 exons.